Spinacia oleracea (spinach) is the source of this 1492-nucleotide messenger RNA. RefSeq lists its product as uncharacterized. Bases 1 to 1125 code for a protein of 374 amino acids. The record is from RefSeq and is a predicted model, not a curated record. Lineage: Eukaryota; Viridiplantae; Streptophyta; Magnoliopsida; Caryophyllales; Amaranthaceae. The transcript has 3 exons.
AUGUCAGACGAUAAGAUCGAACCUUCUUCACCUUUUUACCUCUCUGCAGGAGACCAGCCCAGUAAUUUGAUCACACACGUGGUCUUGAAGGGCAAAGACAAUUACUUAGCGUGGUCACGGGCGAUUACUUUGUCCUUGAAAUCACGUAGGAAGUACGGUUUCGUGAAUGGAACUGUUCCGAAACCGAAGGACGAGGCCAAGUUGCUGGAUUGGGUGACUAAAAACUCGAUGAUUGUUGCUUGGAUUCUCAAAACCAUGGCACCAAAGGUCGCCAUAUCAAUUCCGUAUAUGGAGGAAGCACGACCUCUUUGGGAGUAUUUGGAGAAGCGCUUUUGCGUUUCCACGGGCCCGCGCUUGCAACAACUACGGGGACGGAUUACGAAAUGCCGACAGACCAAGGGUAUGUCAAUCGAAGACUAUUACAAUCUGUUGAUGGGGUUGUAUGAUGACCUUCAUCAAUUAAAGCCCCCUCAUGGCUGUGAAUGUGGGAAGUUUCCCAAUGAGAAUUUCCAACAGAAGCUUCACCAGUUCUUGAUAGGGAUUGAUGAUGAUCUAUACGCGGUUGUCCGGUCGAAUUUGUUGUCUCAAAAACCUCCUGUGACUUUGGAGGACGCCUUGGAAUCACUCAUUCAAGAAGAAGAAUCAAGAGGAAUAGCGCAUGGGAAGGCCGUGAAUGAUACCGUGGACACUCACGUGUUUGCGGUACCGACUGAUCAUUGGAAAGGUGGGGCCGAUCGUUGGAAGGACAAAUCAAAACUCUCCUGCUCCCAUUGCCAGAAAACGGGUCACAAAAACUCUACGUGCUUCAAAUUGCACGGCUACCCAGAAUGGUGGCCGAAUAAAAACAGGAGCUGCAAGAGUGGCAGCUGGUCCACUCGACCUUCCAACUCGCCUGCUGACCGGAACAGACCUAGUGGUGCUAUGACAUCACGUGCGAACGCUGUGAGCAGUAGCGUUGGUGGGGCAGUCCACUCGUCGAGUCAGUCGCAACCCAGCAACACUGUUGGAGUCUCCUUGGAUGAUCUUAAACCCGAGCAUAUUCAGGUUCUCUUAAAUAUGGUCAAUAAUCAAAAACAAGAUCGGAUGAUUGGACCAUCACUCGGGGAGCCUGAUUGGGGCCGGUGAACGCAAGGAUGGACUAUACUUUUUCCGGCGUCUUCCUACAGUAUGUGCAGUGACAAUCCCGAAGAUUUCUGAAUUUGAACUGUGGCAUAGGCGAUUGGGACACCCGUCGGACAAGGUCGUCAAGUUAGUACCCGCAAUUAGUGAUAGCUCUCAUAGAAAAGCAUUAAAUAAAGCAUGCGAUGUGUGCCCUCAAGCAAAACAUUCACGGGCUAGCUUCCCUAGUAGUGAUAGUAGAGCUAGUCGGAUUUUUGAAUUGAUUCAUUGUGAUUUAUGGGGAGCAUAUAAAACUCCUUCUACUUGUGGUGCUCAAUAUUUUUUGACAUUGGUUGAUGAUUUUUCAAGAGGUGUUUGGGUGUAUUUGUUGAAU